ACCGAACCAAAACCCCAACAUAAAUCCUCGUCCUGCCUCUUCAAAAGAGUUUUUUUUCCCAUAUAGAGAAAAAAGAACAAAACCCAAAAAAAAAAAAAAAAAAAAAACAACACAAUGGAGAGCGCCCUAGCGAGCGCCGCAGCGAUCACAGACCAGAGGCAGAAGAUCGAGCAGUACAAGCUCAUCCUCUCCUCCGUCCUCGCCUCGUCUUCGACCGACAUCAGCCAGGCCAAACGCUUCAUCGAUCACAUGGUCUCGGAUGAUGUUCCUCUUGUCGUGUCGAGGCAAUUGGUUCAGAUGUUCGCUCAGGAGAUUGGGAAAUUGGAGGCCGACUUGCAGAAGGAGAUUGCUCAUUACGCUUUGGCUCAGAUCCAACCUAGGGUUGUCUCUUUUGAGGAGCAGGUUUUGAUCAUUCGAGAGAAGCUUGCUGAGUUGUAUGAAUCUGAGCAGCAAUGGUCUAAAGCAGCUCAGAUGCUAAGUGGGAUUGACCUGGACUCAGGGAUAAGGAUGCUUGACGAGACAUAUAAACUGUCCAAGUGUGUCCAAAUUGCUCGUCUCUAUCUCGAGGAUGAUGACGCUGUCAAUGCAGAGGCUUUUAUCAACAAAGCUUCCUUUUUGGUUAGCAAUAGUCAUCAUGAAGUUCUUAAUUUACAGUACAAGGUUUGCUAUGCAAGGAUAUUAGAUCUAAAGCGGAAAUUUCUGGAAGCUGCACUUCGUUAUUAUGAUAUUUCUCAGAUUGAGAAACGCCAAAUUGGAGAUGAGGAGAUUGAUGAGGAGGCAUUGGAGCAAGCUCUAAGUGCUGCUGUAACCUGCACGAUAUUGGCUGCAGCAGGUCCCCAGCGGUCACGUGUUUUAGCUACUCUAUACAAGGAUGAGAGAUGCUCAAAGUUGAAAAUUUACCCCAUUCUACAGAAGGUGUACUUGGAAAGAAUCUUGAGAAAGCCAGAAAUUGAUGCAUUUGCUGAAGAACUGAAAGCUCACCAGAAAGCUCUUUUACCAGAUAAUUUCACUGUCCUGGAUCGUGCAAUGAUCGAGCAUAAUCUUUUGAGUGCAAGCAAACUUUAUACAAAUAUAAGCUUUGAAGAACUAGGCGCUUUACUAGGUAUUGCUCCUCAAAAGGCUGAAAAGAUAGCUUCACGGAUGAUAUAUGAGGAUAGAAUGAGGGGAUCUAUUGAUCAGGUUGAGGCUGUCAUACAUUUUGAGGAUGAUACGGAAGAGUUGCAGCAGUGGGAUCAGCAGAUUGUGGGUCUGUGCCAGGCGCUUAAUGAUAUUCUUGACAGCAUGACAAGCAAGGGAGUGCCGGUUCCCGUAUGAAGAAAAUCUGUAAACUCGCAUUAAUGGUCCACAAAAUGGAAAACGUACUGCAGAAUUUUCCUGAUAGUUCCUGAUAUGCUCAACUUUGAAGCAUUGUAUAUGGCAAGUCAUUUAUGCAGACGUGUUAAAUGGAUUAACCCCCCUUUUUUACCUUUCUUUCAUGGUGCCCAUAGCUUGAAUGUUUUCGGCUGUAGUUUAAACUUGAGCAUCAAAUUGACAGCUUGGGGCACGUCUUCAAUGAGAUUCUUUUAUGUUUUUUACCUGGUUUAAUGUAAGGUAAUAAUGUGAAUAGACUAACAACUCAUUUUUGUUAGAUGAGAUGUUAAGAAUAGAGUGAUAAAACCCACGUACUAGUUGUGUCA
This is a messenger RNA of Asparagus officinalis (garden asparagus), 1676 nucleotides long. Its product is annotated as COP9 signalosome complex subunit 4. The transcript is spliced from 14 exons. Gene Ontology annotation, cellular component: cytosol; COP9 signalosome. Lineage: Eukaryota; Viridiplantae; Streptophyta; Magnoliopsida; Asparagales; Asparagaceae. The record is from RefSeq and is a predicted model, not a curated record. The coding region runs from base 115 to 1314 and encodes 399 amino acids.